CAGCUAGAGAGCCGCGUUUCCCGUGAGCCCGCGGGCGCUCGAGGACUACGACUCCCGGCAUGCUUCGAGGCCGCUGGAGUUAACCCUUCGGGGCCCGCAGCCUCCUCCCAGCGCCCCGCCUCCGCCCUUACCUGGACCCCGCAGGAGAUGGGUGCCCCCAUCGGCACACUGUCCUUUGGCCACCGGACAUCAUGCCUCCCAAGAAGGAUGUUCCCAUGAAGAAACCAGCGGGACCCUCUAUUGCCAAGCCUGCUGCCAAACCAGCAGCAGGGGCCCCUCCAGCCAAGACCAAGGCUGAGCCAGCUCCAGCUGCCCCUCCCGCCCCUCAGAAAACCCAGGAGCCCCCCAUCGAUCUCUCCAAAGUGGUGAUCGAGUUUAACAAGGAUCAGCUGGAGGAGUUCAAGGAGGCCUUUGAGCUGUUUGAUCGAGUAGGGGAUGGCAAGAUCCUGUACGGUCAGUGUGGGGAUGUGAUGAGGGCCCUGGGCCAGAACCCCACCAACGCCGAGGUGCUCAGGGUCCUGGGGAACCCCAAGAGUGAUGAGCUGAAGUCCCGGCGUGUGGACUUUGAGACUUUCCUGCCCAUGCUCCAGGCCGUAGCCAAAAACCGGGACCAAGGCUCAUAUGAGGACUACCUGGAGGGGCUUCGGGUGUUUGACAAAGAGGGGAACGGCAAAGUCAUGGGAGCAGAGCUCAGACAUGUCCUCACCACCCUGGGAGAGAGGAUGACUGAAGAGGAGGUGGAGACUGUUCUGGCAGGACACGAGGACAGCAAUGGCUGCAUCAACUAUGAAGCCUUCCUGAAGCACAUCCUAAGCGUCUGAGCUCUCCAGAUGCAGCGGGGUCGGACACUGCCCCCCUUCCCCGGCAGGCGGAAGCACGUUCCUGCCACUAGGAGGCCACCUCUUGUUUCAAAAUAAAGAGACGAUUCCUCCCUA
Molecule: messenger RNA, 935 nt
Organism: Mirounga angustirostris (Northern elephant seal)
Lineage: Eukaryota; Metazoa; Chordata; Mammalia; Carnivora; Phocidae
Gene: MYL6B
Product: myosin light chain 6B
Exons: 8
Coding region: 192-821 (209 amino acids)
Cellular component (GO): myosin II complex
Molecular function (GO): structural constituent of muscle; calcium ion binding
Source: RefSeq, a predicted model, not a curated record